Talaromyces stipitatus ATCC 10500 is the source of this 2741-nucleotide messenger RNA. Its product is annotated as NADPH cytochrome P450 reductase (CprA), putative. Bases 213 to 2297 code for a protein of 694 amino acids. The record is from RefSeq and is a predicted model, not a curated record. Gene Ontology annotation, molecular function: FMN binding; NADPH-hemoprotein reductase activity; flavin adenine dinucleotide binding. Gene Ontology annotation, cellular component: cytosol. The transcript is spliced from 2 exons. NCBI's taxonomy places the organism in Eukaryota, Fungi, Ascomycota, Eurotiomycetes, Eurotiales, Trichocomaceae.
GACCUUGGCUUGUCGAGUGUGCGACUUCAUUCAUAUCACUUCUUCUCGUGAUACUCUCACAUAUCCUCUCAUCGAAGUGUGACUGUUGAGAGUUUGUGUGAGAGAGUAAGGGAGCGAGAAGAUCGCAUUCGCUUCUUUUAUCUUCCCCCGGCCGCGGCUGGUCACGCCCUCGAUUCCCCCCAGAUCAACCAUCUAGCCGUCCGUCCAUCACCAUGGCGCAAAUCGACACCCUGGACCUGAUCGUCCUGAUCGGUCUUCUGUUAGGGACAUUUGCCUACUUCACCAAGGGAACCUACUGGGCUGUACAGAAAGACCCUUAUGCCGCUGCCUCUAGUGCCCUCAAUGGGGCCAAGGCGGGCAAGUCCAGGAACAUCAUCGAAAAGCUUGAGGAGACGGGUAAGAAUUGUGUAAUUUUUUACGGCUCACAGACCGGUACCGCGGAGGACUAUGCGUCUCGUCUCGCCAAGGAAGGCCACCAGCGUUUCGGUCUCAAGACCAUGGUGGCCGACCUCGAGGAAUACGAUCUCGACCUUUUGGACACUUUCCCUGAAGACAAGAUUGCUUUCUUCAUGCUUGCAACCUACGGUGAAGGUGAACCCACCGAUAACGCCGUCGAAUUUUAUCAGUUCAUCACUGGAGAGGAUGUCACUUUCGCCAGUGGUGCGACCGCCGACGACAAGCCGCUCUCCAAACUCAAAUACGUCACUUUCGGUCUCGGGAACAACACAUACGAGCAUUAUAACGCCAUGGUCCGUCAAGUCGACGCUGCUUUGACAAAAUUGGGCGCCAAGAGAAUCGGAAGCGCAGGUGAAGGAGACGACGGUGCCGGUACAAUGGAGGAAGACUUCAUCGCAUGGAAGGAGCCAAUGUGGACUGAACUCGCUGCUGAAUUUGGAUUGGAAGAGCGUGAGGCCGAGUACGAGCCUGUCUUCUCCAUUACCGAACAGCCAGACUUGACUCCUGAAGAUCCCGCUGUCUACCUUGGUGAACCGAAUCUCAACCAUUUGGAACACGCUGGCAAAGGACCCUACUCUGCUCACAACCCGUAUAUCGCCCCCAUCGCCGAGUCUCGUGAAUUGUUUACUGUCAAGGACCGAAACUGCUUGCACAUGGAAAUCGAUAUCUCUGGAAGCGGCUUGCACUAUCAGACCGGUGACCACAUUGCGGUUUGGCCCACCAACGCCGGCCUUGAGGUCGAUCGCUUCUUGAAGGUCUUUGGUCUCGACUCCAAGCGUGACACUGUCAUUAAGAUCAAGGGUCUCGACGUUACUGCCAAGGUUCCUUUCCCUACGCCCACCACGUACGAUGCCGCUGUUCGUUACUAUAUGGAAAUCUGCGCUCCAGUGUCUCGUCAAUUCGUUAGCACUCUCGCUGCAUUCGCCCCCGAUGAGAAGGCUAAAGCUGAAAUGGUGCGCCUCGGAAACGACAAGGACUACUUCCAUGACAAGAUCAGCAGCCAAUGCUUCAACAUCGCUCAGGCCCUUGAAAGCGUUUCGUCUACUCCUUUCUCCGCAGUCCCAUUCUCGUGUUUGAUUGAAGGCAUCAACCGUAUCCAGUCUCGUUACUACUCCAUCUCUUCUUCUUCCCUCGUCCAAAAGGAUAAGAUUAGCAUUACUGCAGUUGUCGAGUCCGUUCGCAUUCCUGGUGCUACUCACCUUGUCAAGGGUGUUACCACCAACUACCUCUUGGCCCUCAAACAGAAGCAGCACGGAGAACCCAAUCCGGAUCCCCAUGGUCUCACCUACGCUAUCACUGGUCCCCGUAACAAGUACGAUGGAAUUCACGUCCCGGUUCAUGUCCGACACUCCAACUUCAAGUUGCCAUCGGAUCCUUCCAAGCCUAUUAUUAUGAUCGGACCCGGUACCGGUGUUGCGCCUUUCCGUGGUUUCGUCCAAGAGCGUGCUGCUAUGGCUGCUCGGGGAGACGCAGUCGGACCUACAGUUCUGUUCUUUGGAUGCAGAAAGAGUACCGAGGAUUUCCUAUACAAGGAUGAGUGGAAGGCCUAUGAAGAGCAGCUCGGAGAUUCCUUCAAAUUGUUCACCGCAUUCUCCCGAGAAGGUCCCGAAAAGGUCUACGUUCAACACCGCCUGCGUGAGAACGCAGACUAUAUCAACAAGCUUUUGGAGCAAAAGGCAUACUUCUAUGUCUGUGGUGAUGCCGCGCACAUGGCUCGCGAGGUCAACACUGUUCUCGGCCAGAUCAUCGCCGAGAAGCGUGGCUUAACACCCGAGAAGGGUGAAGAGAUUGUCAAACACAUGCGCAGCAGUGGCACGUACCAGGAGGACGUCUGGUCAUAGACAUGUCGCGCAAUCUAUGAAACGACUUUCUUAUCUCUUCUUUUAUGUCUCUUCGGCUUAUAGAUUGAUUCACUUCUCAAUGUUCAUACAACGAUUGACUAUAAAUACGGUCAUUGAACAUCAUCUUUUCCUUUCCCUUUCUUUCAUCUGCGAUUGAUUGCUGUUUCUUAGCUAUUUUUCGAAGCUGUCCAUAUUUAAAGUAAUCGAAUGAAGGCCCCUAUGCAGCUGCUCAUCAGGAGGCGUCAUGUCUUGUACGCAGGUGUUUUGGUAGAAUCGAUGCUUGCUGAUUAUUCCGUUGUUUUUACUCGGUUUUUGGCUGCUUAAUGUCACUGGUGUGAGAUCGUUUCCUUUCUAAUUUACGAUAGAACGGUCUGAGUAAAAAAUCUACCGAAAGGUAUUAUUUGUUAAUAUAAACAUAUAUUUACGCAUGAGUCUUUUCCUUCC